AUGAAUCCAUCGGGAAACCCUCAGAUGCCUCAAGUUGGGAUCCCAUCUGAGCAACCAUUGGAGUCAGAAGCAUACAAGAGUUACAGGACUCCUGCGGAACAGGAGGCAUCAGUGCGGGCGCUGCAUCAGUACACGGUGCAGUCUGCCGGCGAGGGCUCGACAUACACAGGCCAGCACGCCAUAGGUUCAGUUCAGCCUGCUGGCUCUCAGUAUGCUGUGCAGCCUACCACGGGCCUAACGUACACGGGCCAGCCUGCCACGGGCCCAAUGUACACGGGCCAGCCUGCCGCGGGCUCAACGUACACUACGAGUUCUGUUGAGGGCCCUGCUGGCUCUCAGUACGCCACGCAGCCUGCUGUGGCCUCAAUGUACAUAGACCAGCAAGCCACAGGCUCGACGUACACAGGCCAGCAACUUGACGCCAUGGGCUCGACGUACGCCGCGAAUUUCGUUGAGCCUGGUGGCUCUCAGUAUGCCGUGCAGCCUGCCGGGGGCUCGACGUACACAGCUCAGCACACCAUGGGCUUGGUUGAGCCUGCUGCCGGCUCGAUGUACGCAGGGCAGUAUGCCAUCGGUCUGCCAGGUCAAUCAACGGAGGCGGCAGCCAGCUAUCCUAUGGACGCCCAGGCCACCGAGAGCGGUGGCUAUUUGACGGGUACGACUGGCUAUGGGGACCACCCACAGCAAUACAGUACCGUAUCGCUCCCGAUGCAGCCUGACCCGGCGAGUACGCAAAUUCUACAACCACAGCCUCCGCAAUACCAUCCGGAAUACCUUAUCGCACCGCCGUCCAGCAUAGGCCCGGAACGUUACCCGAUCAGAGACACAAGCCGUUCCAGGGCUGCCCACCCUUACCAUAGUACCGCCUCUACUGCUGGCGCCAACCCGGGCCUUGUGGGCCACCAGGCGUCGGGAAUGAGAGUCCCUGAGCCAAUUCCCCUUGAGGAGUACGGACUCGGAGGUGGAGGCGCACGUGUGAUGAACACUAGGCAGAUAUCUGGGAAUUUAACCCAGUCUCACAGGUCAGGAUCGCGGCCUACUCAGCCGCCAUCGCUCAAUACGAGGCGGCCUCAGAGCAGAUCGCCGGAAGACAGUACAAAUCAACAGCAAGUCAUAGAGAGGCAACCCCAGUUCGAAAAUGCCAUGCGGUCUGCUGCCCAGCCAGUACUAGUAGUACUCGAGGACCUGUCCAACGAGGAGAAGAGAAUCUUACGAAAGAAGUAUACAGAUACCGCCAGGCCGGGCAUCCUUGAGUUCCUUGUGUUGACGUCUCCCUUCCCGUCCCCGGACGCAUUGACUGACAAGUGUAACGAGCUCUUGAGGCUGCUACACAACGAGCGGAAGCUCGACAUUGAGACUGUUGGAGAAGGCAAGAAACGCUUCAAGGCGUUCACGGACGAGAGGCUCCAGAAGAUGCUUAGGGAAAUCCCUGGUACUCUUCGUGGGCUCUUCAAACAAGCGGCUACGUAUCUGGUCCCGGUCCUCCUGUCCGGCUUCGGACCUCCCGGUAUGCACUCGCUCGCCACCGACGACGUCACACGUCUUGUCGAUGUUGCUCAGCUAUGCGAGGAGAGGCGUAUAUCCGUCUGGAGGUAUCUUGCUGCAUCUCCGAGCUCUACAGGGCUUCUGCAUGUUCUCGACGCCGAGGGCAAUGUCACGGCCCCAUUUGAGAGAGAUGGCAUCGUCCCUUCUGUUCUGGAUGCCGUCAUUUUCCAGCGUCAAGGCGGUCUGUAUUACACCCACACCCAUCUCUUCUCUGAAGGUGUCCCGGACACGCUGGUAUCUUUGGCGGCUUCAGCAGUGAUCUCGAGCCUGCGUGAGUUCGAGAGCGGUAGACGCUCCAGCCGUGAUUUCUCCCGCGAUGCGAACAACACCGGGUGCGAAAACCUUACCAGAUACGUUCAAACUGUCAAGGCCUCUGCAACACUGGGUGAGCGUUACAACUGUGUUAAUCUCAAUGUUGUCCAGCACGGCAGAGGGUGGGGACCAGAGUAG
Messenger RNA from Fomitopsis serialis, 1995 nucleotides. RefSeq lists its product as uncharacterized. The coding region runs from base 1 to 1995 and encodes 664 amino acids. The transcript has 6 exons. Lineage: Eukaryota; Fungi; Basidiomycota; Agaricomycetes; Polyporales; Fomitopsidaceae. The record is from RefSeq and is a predicted model, not a curated record.